AUGAGAUCUCGUUGUCCAUUUUGCAUACGAACCUACUCGAGCCCUGGAAGUUUUGAUCGACAUCUGGCGAAAGAGCAUUCGGGACAGGCAGCUGAAUGGUAUAAUACACAGCUCUCACAGCCACGCGAAGAAGCCUUGGGGAGCCUUCACGGCGGCCUAGGAGAGCACAAUGAGGACUGGGAUUUGGCGGAGCGUCACGAAUCCGAAUCCGAAUCCGACGAACCGAGUUGUGAUUUAGACUCUGGACGUCCACUGUUUAACCUAGCCACUACGAUAUAUGAGGGCGCAGGUGAAGCCCUUUUCCCGACACCAGGAUAUAACGAGGUGACAGAGAGCUUUCUCAGAAGCCCAUGGAGCCCGCUACAGUCCGCAGAGGAAUUCAAAUUAUCACGUUGGUUCCUACGGUCUGGGGUGUCCCAAGGGCAAAUAGACGAUUAUUUUCGCUCCGCUAGCCUUCCAAAAGGCUCCUACACAACUGGUAGGGGCUUUGCACGCUGUCUUGAUGAGAUGUCUUCUAGGGACGGUCUUGGGACAGAGGGCUGGGUGCACUCAGGGGUUGAAAUAGGUGGAGAGGUGGUCCCUUACUACUACCGCGAUCCUAUGGCAAUAGUACGAUUCCUUUUGGGGCAGCGUGCAUUCAGGGAGUCUUUGGUGUAUGCUCCAACGAUGGAGUAUAAUGAGAUGGGAGAACGGAUGUAUGGGGAAAUGCACACGGCGGACUGGUGGUGGGAGAUGCAGAAUACCCUGCCAGAGGGAUCAACGGUCGUACCAGUGAUUUGCGCAUCGGAUGGCACCCACCUAACAAAUUUCAGUGGUGAUAAAAAGGCUUGGCCUGUUUAUUUGACCAUUGGAAAUAUAACGUCGGAAACCCGAAAUAAGCCCUCAAAUUACGCGAUGGUAUUACUAGCACUACUACCUGUUCCACCGAAGUUAGGGGUGGGGGCACGUGCAGAUGAACUGCGUCGGCAGAGCCAGAUGGCUCUUCACAAGGUCCUCGGAGAUAUUCUCGAUGGCCUCCGGAGCCCUGGGCAGAGCGGGGAAUUGAUACCAUGUGCGGAUGGGUUCGAGCGAUUAUGUUAUCCAAUACUAUGCGCAUGGAUUGCUGAUCAUCCAGAGCACGCCGCAUUACUAAACAUCAAUAAUCAUGCCUGCCCAAGGUGCGAAGUUGAUUUCAAAGGCCUUGGAGGCCUUCAACAAGGUGCGCUUCGGAUUCAAGAGAGAUAUAUGGAAAUGGCCGAGAGGUAUAAGAUGGAUACCUCCGAUAACACACCUGUGGAGUACCUGGUAUCGAAGUGCAUUAAGACUAUGUACAAUGCCUUCUGGGCCUUGCCGAGGGUCAAUGUGUACGACCUUCACAAGCCGGAUAUCUUGCAUAAUCUUUAUUUGGGACUAUUAAAACAUAUGAUGGGUUGGGUUCAAUUGUUUCUGAAGAAGCACAAACGGCUAGAGGAAUUUGAUCAAGCCUGGGCGUCUGUUGGGCCUUAUCCAGGGCUCGCUGUACCUAACAAGUCAUAUCGCGCAACCACUCAAUGGCAAGGUAAAGAAAUGCGACAUCUUGGUCGGAUAGUGUUAGGAGCCUUUGCCGUGGCUCUUUGGAAACCCCCAGCGGCGUUGAAGAGGGAUUUCGGGAGAGCGUUGAAGUGUGUAAGAGCUCUAAUUGAUUUCAAUCUAAUGGCACAAUACACAACGCACACCAGGGAGACGCUAGAAUAUCUACAGGGAUACCUCGAAGAGUUCCAUAAACACAAGGAUGUGUUUCUGGAAUUUAGGGCCUAUAAACGCACUAAGAAAGAUGCGAAAGAUCGGACAAGGGCACUAGAAGGCCCCGUAAGCCUUGAAAGAGGCCUGGAGGAGCUGGAGGAGAUUCGCAAGGGUUCUCAUUUCAAUUUCAUUAAGAUGCACCUACUAUCACACUUUAGAGAUCAUGUGGAGCGCUUUGGGAAUAUACCAAUGUUUUCAACAGAUGUCAGCGAGCUCGCCCAUAAACAACAAAUAAAGAAGGCCUACGCAGCCUCAAACAAGGUCGACGCGACCGUUCAAAUUCUCGAUUUCCACUCGAGGCGUAUGGCAAUGGAAAUACGGGUAUUAAAUCUGAAAGAUGUCGUUCUUUCUCUUCCAGAACAUUACGAAGGCUUCGGGAGCCAUCGGGAGAGUCUGCGAUGCAUGAUAGACAUCUUCAACAAUGACGACCGGCAAAGGGUGAAAAACAAAGGGGAGGGUUCUCCGAAACCCAAGUUGGCCGCAUUAGAUACUAGCCCUACUAGGUUAUCGGAUAUCGCGGAUUCUAUCAACUUUAAUAGAACAGUACUGGCAAGAGCGGUGUCGGAAUACGGCGAAGGGCUAGGCCGGAGUGAAGAGGGCUUAUUGAGCCUUCUUGAAUAUCCCGUGAGAUGUUUUAAAUGCCUACAGGUCCCAGUAUCGGUUUUUCAAAAUCCAGAGAGUCACGAGAUUCAUAAUAUAAGGUGUACAGGUGAAGCACUAUUUAGGAAGCGGGCGAUACGAAACGACUGGGCGUGGAUAAGAAUGGACACUACAGAACCGUGGGGUGCCUUUCAGGGGAGAUUACCGGGGAAUGGACAAGGGCCUUCCGGAAGGCUCGCAUGGCCUUCUGAGAGUCGGGAGGCGCUCCCGACAAAGGUUUUGGGUAGUGAAUAUACGAAGCAUCUUGGGAAUGGCCCAUUUGUUUCAAGUAGAGAAAGGCCAAUGGCUA
Messenger RNA from Morchella sextelata, 2710 nucleotides. RefSeq lists its product as uncharacterized. The annotation marks the transcript as partial. The record is from RefSeq and is a predicted model, not a curated record. NCBI's taxonomy places the organism in Eukaryota, Fungi, Ascomycota, Pezizomycetes, Pezizales, Morchellaceae. The transcript is spliced from 3 exons.